This is a messenger RNA of Xyrichtys novacula (pearly razorfish), 11018 nucleotides long. The record is from the annotation of a GenBank genome assembly. NCBI's taxonomy places the organism in Eukaryota, Metazoa, Chordata, Actinopteri, Labriformes, Labridae.
GCUCGUGAGUGUAGAAAAUACAGACGACCAAAGUGUUGCGUUCCUAAAACUAUAAUGGACAAAAACGACCAAAAUAGUGACUAACAGGCAUUUUAUUUUGUAAAAGCUGCCAAACUAACACUGGGUAACACUUGAUGAUAAUUAUUCAAACAAUCAAAAACCAAAACCUCACAAUCUAAAACACGUUGGAAAAAGCAAAAAAGAAAUGUACGCAUGGAAAUAAACCAAACGCCCGGAGGACAGAGACCUGAGCUGAAACCGUCAUUCUUGUUUUAACAGGUUAUAUAAUCAGCUGUCACCAAAAUGCAAUAAAGUCCACAGUGCUACUCUAUGAUUAUAAGUACUUAGAGCUAAUGUUGAGUGUAAGAAGGAAUUUAGAAACACAUUAGUCCGCAUACUGAGAGUGUUGAUUUUGUCCGGUUUCCAGGCUGAAUGUGAAAUUCGACCACAGAUGGAGGAACUUGAGUUCAAACUGUCAGACUUUGAGCAGUUUUCCAUCACUUCUCUCUGAAUCGGUUUCUUCUUCCUGAUCUGUUUCCUCCCUCUCUCACCUCUGUCCGUCCACAGAUCAAUCCCUCCCCCUUGUCUCUUUUAUUUUCACUCCCCUCUCUCUCUCCGCUCACAGGCUGCAGUGAUGCACCAGCUGUAUGGACUCCACAUCUCCUCCUCCUCUUCUUCUUCUUUAUCCACCUCCACAGCGAUGUCGGGACUCUGGGGGGACCGGCUGUAGCCCGGGUUGAGAGCUCUAGAUGUGAAGGUAAGACGCAGUAGGGUAGACAAAACUGUAGAAAACUCCUCAAGAGUUUCUGUUUUUUUGUUCUUGAGCAAUCAGCGCUGCUAUACAUCACUGACUUCAGAUGCCGGUGCGAGGUACGGUCUCAUUAGGAGAAGUUAUUCCUGGAAGCAGCGAGGGCGUCUGGGUUGUCUCUCUCUCUUUUCACAGUUUGGGUGAUUGACUCAAACUCAAACACUGCUUAACUUGACGUCUUCCUCUUGAUGUGUCGCUUCCUAAAACUUCUGAGAAAGAGACGUUUGUCAUCAUAACGUAUUUCCACAGACUUCUUCUGGAUCCUGUCUCCCUGAAAUCAUCGACACAGGUCUGGAAUUUGGCCCUUAAGCAAAUAUUUGAAGCUCAUUUUCCUACAUUAAGUGUGACUCUCUCCAUGAUCUAUUGUAUGAUCUUAAAAGCUGUCCAAGCUUUCACUUGCUUCCUAAAAAGCAUGUCAUGUGAAACAGCCAUGUAAUAUUUGCACCAUGACGCCGGCAGCAUCCUUUAUCUGGUGGCAGCUCUGUUGUUUCAGGUGCACAGUCUCUUGAUGAAUAAUUAAGAGGACUCAGUGGAGCAGAGAUAAAGUUCAGUCCAGUGUCCUGGGCACUGAACCCCCUGCAGAGCCUCGUCCUCUAGCCCCCAGCUGCAUCUGAACCCUGGGAACAAAAUCCACAAUAAUCCCUUAAUCAGAAACAUGCAUUCCCGCGCUCCGGUCCUGUUUGAAGUCGAUGUUUUUGUGGGGAAUCCUCGGAGGACUCUGAUCAGUCUAUUCUGUUUUCACGUCAAUAUAUCUGAUUUCCCAGCGGAAACUGUCUGAGAGCGGACUUCAUCAAACACCUCUCGAGGUGAAAAUGGUCAAUUCCCACUUUGAAUCUGCAGCAGCAGCUCGGGGAGUGACCCAUGAUUAGAAAACCUCAGAGAGAAUCAAGUCUGAUGAGGAGAAAGGAGACGAGACACAGGCCAGGAUGUGAUUUGCUGCUUUUGUGACGGAGAAGGACUUAAAGAAGUGGCUGCUGGGAGAUUGAUCGCCGUUUUGUAAAAUAACGGCUCCCCUGUGCCGUGUUUUGCAGACGCCUCCUCCUCUAUAACGAUCAUCUUUCUCUUUCACUGCUGGUCCUGAGGUGAGGCUCGUGUGGAGACGGAUCAGGUGUCUGGCUGAGGCGUAACACCGCCCACGCAUGUCUGCAGCAGCCAAUGCAGUUUUUGUUUAGACGCCAAAAAAUCCUGUUUUUUAAUCAUUUAAAGUCCGUGUUUAGUUUCUAGAGUCUGAAGGGGAAAUGUUGUUACCUGAUAGAAAAUUUCACCUGCUCAACAGUUCAGGGUCUCAUUUAUCAUGAGGUUUGUGUCAUGAUGCUCCAAAUGUUUUCAAUAAGAUAUCAGUCCAGGUCUCUUCUCCUACAGAGCCAUGCUGUUGAAUGUGGUUUGGGAUCAUUUGAAGGUCUUCCCUGAAAAAGUGUUUGUCUGGAUGGACGCAGAUGUUUCUCCGAAACCUGGAGAUGUUGUCCAAAACUGAGGAUGCAGCAUCUAUGAUUUCUAGUUCUUUGUUGAAAGGACAACUGGACUUACUUGGGACAUCCCAAGUAAGUCCAGUUGUCCUUUUUAAAAGAGUGUUAGAUUUUGAUUCAUCAGACUUCAGGACAGUUAGCCAGUAUACCCAGUAAGGCACCCAGAGACCCCUGCCCCACGCCCCCGUAACCCCGUAACAAAAACAGAGUAGAGGAGUAGCGUUCGUCUCGUCUUUUGAAAAAGCAGCGCGUCCAUCAUGUCGGACAAAAACAACGCUGUUCGAUGCUCCAUCUUCUUGUUUCUCCAAAAUGCCCAGCAGCAGUUGUAGACACUUCUGACGUCUGACACCGACCUGCUGUUGUUGUUGACGGUUGGAUGGGGUCACUUUGUCUGAGUCCAUCUUAAAGGAGUUCAGGUCCAACGUUUCUGGAUCAUGUCCUCACAAGUUUCCUCUUUCCAGUUAAAACCUCAUUUGUGGAUUCAACAAAAUGUGCUCUUGGUAGAACUUUGAGCCCAUGCGGUGACUUCCACUACAGAGUCCUGUCUGCUUUAGAGCCAGCACCCCUGAAUCUGAAUCUUUGAACAAUAUUAUGAUGAAAUCCACUCAUUCGAACUGUGAGCUCACGCAGUCUCUCACAGAGUCCUGAACCUCUUCCAUCUUUCCUUCCGAGAGACUCGACCUCUCUAAAUCUCCGUCUGAGAUCUGGUCAUGUGACUGACCUUUUGGACAUUAACGGUAUUCAUUCGUCGAUGUUCCUCUGACUGUUUUUUUUUUGGAAUUAGACUUUUUCACUCUUUUGUCAUCCCCGUCCUGGAAUCAAAUCAUCCCUUCAGUUCAGCUGUUGUUGGUUUAAUGUCAGAUAUUUAUGUUUCUAACUGAGCAGACGAGCUAAAAAGCCACUUUAACCUCUCCAGUGUAAAUAUUUGUUUUGUUUUUGAGCAGGACAAACUUUAAAUCCGUCACCUUUGGCUUUUUGUUUUCAGACUUUGUGAACCAAACAGACGCAGAAAGGAUGCUUUUAAAGACUUAAACUUAAGCUGCAGAUCAUAAUAUAUGUUCAUUACAUAACGGCGCAGUUCCUCUGCAUUAACUCUUCUGCAGGGAGAGCGAGUUUUUUUUCCACCCUGAGGUCAAACGCUGAAGAAAUGAGCGUAUAUCUGUCUGCUCUUCUGCUCUCUACAAGUAUAAAUAGCAGAAAGGACAUCCGAUCUCAUCAUGUGUGAUGAUGUUACACAACAACGCGAGGGUUUGAUGGAUUAAAUACACGGACGCAGAGUUAAACAGUAAGAAGUAAAGUUUAAGAUCAAACUCUGAGCUCAUGUUUCUUUAAUUUAUGAGCUGGAGUCAUUCAGAGUCUGAAGACUUCUUAUCACUGCACGUAUCACGGCUCAGCUGAGCGGCGAGAAAAUAUUUUAGAGACAGGACCGAUACGAGAGAGUGAUGUUAAACCCUGACCUCGUUUUACCCUGAAUGGUGAUGCAAACAAAACAGAGCGGACGUCAAAUACAUCGACGGCUCUGAGUGACGUUUGGAUCAGGACUGGAACUUCUCUUAGCAAGCCGCUUUUACACAAACGCACCCCAGGAACCCCUUAGCCAAAGUUAGCAUCCACAACUGCAGGGGCUCAUCCAGGGGUGGAGACAGGGGUGCCAUAGCCCCUGAUAGACGACCCCAAACCCUAAAAAUUGAUUGGUUACUUCCAGGUUCUCAAAUAAAUAGUUGAAGAGUUUCUGUAGAUGGGUUAACUCUCUCUGAUACGUUCAUGAAACUUCUCGUUUUACCUGAAUAUGCACAAACCUUCCUACUUUGAGGGGCGGCAUCGAUCAAUGAGCCACUUUUAGACGUUUGGGAUGAGAUGUGGUCGACUUCAGUCCGCUAACUUUCUCGCUGACCAAACUUCCCCGUCAUUCACGAAACAUAAAGUUUAUUUCCAGGAGCUUCAGGAGCUGGGACCCCCGCUGAAGGAAAAUUUAAUCCCCCGGCUGUUUCAGAAAAGCUAUGAGGCGGCUCUUAACCUGAAUUACAUCAUCGAUCAUGAUGAUUGCUUUUCGAUCCGCGCGCCCGGCGAGUUUAUGAAGCCGAGGUGAAUCAGGGCAGCCGAGCGUUCAGAUAUUCCUCAGUUUUAUGGUCACAUUCCUGCUGCGGCUCAUAAAAUGUGCACAUGGCACAUAAAUACUUUUUACAACGGCUGAAUCUAAAUAUGAACAAACGUCGGAAGUAGAAAAGCGCCCAGCUGGCGUCAUGAGCCCCGGUCACAGCGACCGGCUGAAGGCGGCUCCAUGAUGGUGUUUACGUUGGUUAGGCAUCUACAAACGGUGGAGAUAAGACAGUCCAAAUAGAGCUCCAUCACGCAUGAGCGGAGGAAACCAGGAGAGAAAAACAGGAUGGAGGUGAAAAGGUGAGACGAGGAGACGGGAUGGUAAUGAGUAAGGAGAGGGUGGAGGGCGCCAGGGUCAUCGCUGACCGUCCAUCUGCUGUUGUGGACCCGAAGUUUAAUGGACUGAGUCCAAACUCGGAGGUUUGACUGACUUUUGGUUUUCACAGAUUAUCUUAAAAACAGCAAACAGAUCAGGAGAGCAAACAGCGUCGAGGUCGGCCCGACGUAAAAUCGGAGACAAACAACCAACAGCAGGAGUCAGGUCUUCAUGGAGACCAACAGGAGAGACCAGGACGCCAACCCGGUCUGUCCACGGAGGGAAAAUACUGAUCUGAGAAACAGCUACAGAAUCAACAUUUAAUAAACAACUUUUCAUUUUUAAGAGAUGUUUCAUAAUCUCUUAUUAACGACUUUUAAUGGUUCAAUUUAAAUAAUGAUUAACUUAGUGGAUAAAAGACUUUUUAAAUAAGACGACUGACAUCUUGAGUUUGAACGAAAGCUGAUUAAAUUUUUUUUUUAGGUGGAACUGAAAACCUAAAAUUUUCAGAAUUCAGAGGAAAGAGUCAGAACUUUGAGUAAAGACGUUUUUUUAUUUUCCAACUUUUUACCUAAAUUUGGACUUCUUCCUCUGAUUUCUGUCUUUCAUUAUAUUUCUCCUCAGACUCUCUUUUAUUAGGAUUUAAGGUUCUUUUUCUCCAGAAUUUUGACAAAAAAUUCAGAAUUAUGAGGUUUUUUUUACCCAAAAAUUCUGACUUGAAUUUCCCAGAAUAUUUUGAUCAAAGUCGGGAUCACGUCCUCAUUCUUCCAUCUUGUUUCAGUGUUAAGACUUUUUCUGAGUCCUGAAUUUGUUUUCUCAGACUUUCCCUUUUUUUUUUUUUUAAUUCUGACCCAUUUUUCUGACUUUAGACUUUUCUUUUGACUUUUUUUCACUUUGCUUUUUUUCUAAAAUUUAAUUUUUUCCUUCAAUUUCCUUCAAUCUUUUCCUCUGAAAUUCAACUCUCAUCUUGAUAUUUAGUUGUUUUUCUCUGAAUUCUCAAUAUUUCCAAAUUUUUGACUCAUUUCAGGAUUUUGUACUUUUGCAGAAAUGUUCAACGACAGGAAGAAUUCUGACUUUUCCUCAGAUUUCAGACUUUUCCCGGACAGAAAACCAUAUAUUCAAGUAUUCUAUUUAAUUUCCCUUCAGGGACCAAUAAAGUCAUCUAUCUAUCUAUCUAUCUAUCUAUCUAUCUAUCUAUGUUAUUAGUGUAAAAUGUUUUUACUGACUCUGUGCGAUGUCUACUUUUUAGGUUAUAAUCUAACAUGAACUCAUCUCUGAUUUCUCUCUUUCUGAUUUGUAGGCGAAGUACCUCGGUCAUGAUCGACUGGCCCAAUGUGACAGAGUCCGGCUACGAGGAGCUGGGCCAGAACCCCGAGGAGCUGCAGAGGUCCACAUGUGUCCUGGGCUUCUUCCCCGUCAUCUACUACAGUAUUCUGCUCUGUGUCGGAGUUCCAGGUAGACCCUCAUUUUCAAUUUCUGCCUCUGAAUCCAACUCUGUUGUUCUGUAAUUGACUUGGAGGAAUAUUUUAAGGUCAGAGUAUCAAGUGAAACGCUCUCCAUGAUUUUAUUAGGAUCAUUCUCACUGAGCCGCAGCCUCAGUGUAAAGCGAGCGGUUUGAGUUGAUAUCUAUUUAUAAGGGAGAGCGAGGAGCACACAGAGAAAUCAAUGAGCGAGUGAAUUAGAGGAGCAUCAUGGUGUCCUAAUGGACCUGAGAGGCGGUUCAUCACUGGAGCUGUCGGCAGCUCCUCUCGCAGGAUAAUCGAAUAAUCAGAUUAUUGUGGGAUCACUCUGUUUGAGUUUAUUAGAGCGAACUCAUCCAGAGACUUCUCAGGACAAAAUCCAAGAUAAGUUCAUAAUAAUUAAAGUUAUCGUCACUGUGAGUCCUCUCUCAUUAUCGUUGUUUGUCUUGGAGUCGGUGACGGUGUUUGGUAUUGAUCCAGCAGGGAUUUAGAGUGAGUGUUGAUCAAUAAAAUCUUCGGACAGAUCUUUUAAUUAUCCCCACCGGGAGUAAACACAAAGAGAGUCGGAGUAAACGGCUGUUUCGCCUGAAUGAUCCGCAGAGCAGCAGAACAAUCAUCCUGCUGUUUUUAAAAAUUGAUUACUGUAAAUGAAAGAACCCAAACUGAAUGAUCUGCUGCAGGAAAGAAAAAUCAAUAGUUUGUAACUUAAACCGCUGAGUCGGCGUUUUUCUGCACCAAAACCUUGAAAAGGUUCAGUUAUGUAAUCUCGCUGACCACGGCGACAUCAGUGAGCGUCUCGGGCUUCCAACACAGAUACAGAUUCUUUUACACAGUCCUGUAGAGUCUACUUGGGGAAACGGCGCUCAGGGCGACGUCUUUAUUCCAGAGUUUUUCAACGUUUUUUGAAGCACGGUGCAUUUUUUACAUCGACAAAAUCCUGGGGCACACCACCAACCAAGAUGACACUCUUUAGCCAAACACAGUUUAUAUUAUAGAAUGUAGGGAUGCACUGAAAUGAAAAUUCUUGGCCAAAACCAAAAAUGAGGAAAAAAGACCAAAAACCAAAAGAAAUAAUUACGCCAAUUAUUAGGACCAUUGCAUUUAUGGUGAUGACUGUGCACUAAUCUUACUAAAACUUACUUUUACUUUACUUACUUUUAAUUUAUGCAAUUGCAAUGUGAGUUUUGAGUUCUGAGUGGAUUACACCUUGAGAUGGCGCUUGUGAGUCAGGGACAAAAACAACUCAAAAGCUGUUGUGAGCGGUAGAGACGCGGCGAGAACAAAAAGUAGUGUCAGUAAAUUUACUGUCAAGCAGUCGAGAGCGAGAGCCGAGCAUGAGUCUGAAAUGUUGGUUUUUGUUAAAUCGAUAAAAGUGAGAAGAAGUGAAACUUGCCCCAGCGGCUGCAACAUCCGGCGCAGACAGAGUGGGCGUGCUCGGAGGGGUUUUCCCGUUCCGUGCCGCGUUCAUCUCAUAUUCAGAACGGUGAUCGGGAUGUUUGAAUAUCAGGUGAUAAAUUAAACCCGACGUGAAGAAACUCUUUGCAGAUGCACCUUCUCUUGAGAUAUUAGCAAUAAAUGCUAUGCUAGUCACCAUUCGUAGUUCUGAGAUACAUAGUAACACGUCCACACCGCUGACAUUUUGGCUCUUAUCCAGACAAGUGCGUACUCUUCACGGUUUUCGCUUGUGUCAUCACAACAUCUGUUUCGUCCGAAAACCAAAAACGCACUUCUGAGCAAUUUUCAGUGGCCAAAUUUUCGGUUUCUAAAUUUAUAGCUCACUUUAUAACCACGCAGACUUUCGGCAAUGAGGUAUUAUUUGCAAAUUGGAUAAUUUCCCACGGCACACCUGAUGAUCUUUAGCGGCACGGCACACAGAUUGAAAAUGACUGUAUUAUUCGCCACCACGCCACGGUAAAGCGUUGACCAGCUCAGACUCUUCUUGAACGUUCAUUUAAAUUUGAUUUUUUUCUCCAUUUUACUCUUUAAAUCUUUAAAACUUUCUUUGUUUUGUCUCUUUUUCCGUCAGUGAACAUCCUGACGGCGGUGGCGUUAUCCAGACUGGCGUGCCGCACGAAGAAAGCUCUGUACUACUACCUCCUGGCGGUGACGGGCUCGGAUAUCCUCUCUCAGCUCUUCAUCAUCUUCGUCGGCUUCCUCUUAGAGACCGCGGUAUUCCACCGGGACGUCCCCGCCCUCCUGCUGCACUCUGUCAGCGCCGCGGAGUUCGCCGCCAACCACGCCUCCAUCUGGUCCACCGUGCCCCUCACUGUGGACCGCUACGUCGCACUGUGCCACCCCCUCCUCCACCGCCAGAUCAGCUACCCGGCGCGGGCGAGGAGGAUCAUCGCGGCGGUGCUGAUGUUGUCGCUGUUGUCAGGUGUGCCGUUCUUCUGGUGGUCGGACAUGUGGAGGAACAGCCACCCGCCCACGGCGCUGGACACCGUCCUUAUAUGGACGCACGUGACGAUCAUCUACUUCCUGCCGUGCAGCAUCUUCUUAGUCCUGAACUCUCUGAUCAUCCACACGCUGAGGGUCAGGCAGAGGCAGCAGCGUUUCGAGGACGACUGCGCCUCCAAGUUGGCGCCUCCUCGUAGACUCGGGAAAACGACGGCGAUGCUCCUGGCCAUCACCUCUGUGUUCUCCGUGCUGUGGGCGCCCAGGACCGUGGUGGUCAUCUACCACCUGUACGUGUCCUCGGUGCACAGCGACUGGCGAGUCCACCUCGCCUACGACUUAUCGAACAUGCUGGCCAUGCUCAACACGGCCGUGAACUUCUUCCUCUACUGCUUCGUCAGUAAACCUUUCCGUGGCGCCGUGCGGGAAGUCGUGCUGCUCAAAGGGGGUCCGCUGUACCCACGCCGUGCUAUGCCUCCGCAGCACGCCCCCACCAACGCCUCCAUCUCCUCGUUGUACAGUGGGAACAACAAGCGCUCACAGCGGGACUCCGCUCCCUUGUCACCUCACGGCGCUCGAAAGCCCUCGUGACCCCGCGCCUCUUCCUCCCUUUAAUCAAAAACACCCGUCAUCCCACGGUCCCCGAGCAACUCUGACCCCAGGGACGCACUCUGCGUUCCCGCCAUGACUGUGGACAUCUGCCAGCGGGCCCCGGGUCUUUCUCAGAGGGCCUCAGACGAACUUUAAAGACAUUUGUUCGUUUCGUAACGUGUCAGCUGGUGUUUUUAGUUCGUGUAAAUCAGACGAGACGACAACAUAUUUAUUUUUCUUAGAAGAAUUUGACCAAAUAAAAGUCGUUUUUUUUUUAUAUCUUUGUUUUUUCCAAACAUGGUCGCCAAGUCAGGAGAUGUUUUUAUAGAGUUAUAAGAUUUACACAGCUGUACGAGCGAAAAGGGGUUUGAAUUCAUCGAGAGAAAGCAAACGUGACCUUGGAUUGGUGCAAAUUUUCUGGUCGUGACCUUUCUGCUGCCGAGUCUAUUUUAACUUCUCUAAAAAAGCAGCAGCGAGGGAGAAAUCAGAGCUUAAAUCACGGCUGUCUGCUGUUUCUGCUUUUCUGUAACGACGCUGAACGCCCAAAAGCCAAUCUGCUUUUUCUGAGCGCGGCCAAUCGAGCAAAGAAAUCGCACUCUGCGCUCCCAGACACAAAAACCCACAGCUGCUAAAGCGGAGUGUUUAUUUUUCAUGAAAUUCAACUGGAUGGAGCCUGAAAUGAAAGCUCGCUGUCGGAGCGGCGGGAGUGAAGACCCCGCUCUUUAAACAGCCCCUCCGCUCCAUCAGCGGCACGGCGCGGCCUCUGCCUAAACAAACCUCAGAUUAGCCUGAUGGUGUGCACAAACACACACUGAAACUCACACACUGUCAGGCGUGCAGCGACGCUGACACACACACACACACACAGAUGUCAGCUGGUAGAUUUCCAUCUGCUCUGACAGGAACCCUGACUAAAAUAUGAUGAAAUGACGUAUUUUUAGCUCGUUUUAAGGUUUUAGAGUUGAAUUAAUAAUCCGACGCUGACGUGUUUACAUUCUACAUUUUUGAUUAGCGCCCUCUGGAAAAGUGAGUACGACUUUUCACUUUGUUUUCCUCUCUAACGGCUCGUCAUGUGAGGCUAGUUUAGACCUGAAUGUGGUCCGUUUACCUGGUGCUGUGGAGUCCAGAGUGAGGUUUUAACAUUUGUGGUAAAGUCUGAGAUUUGUCGGUGCUUGUUCGGUGUCUGGAGUUGUAAUUGUUGAAUUUUAACCCAGUUAAUGACAAACUUUCAUGUAUCUUUGAUCUUUUGAAUUUUGGGGUCUAAAAACACAUUUUAACUUGAAAAACUUAUUCAGUGUGUCAUAAGAAGAUGUAAUUUAGAUGGAAAAAUAUCAUACUAAAACUCAUUUCUACUUUCUAUUAAAGAACCUGAUUAAAGCUCCUGUGAGGAACUUUUGGUUUGUGUCCACUCUGGCGCCCCCUGUGGACAAGACAGUCACUUAUAUUAUAAAAAGAUUCAUCCAACUAAAGUCCGUUCAGUCUGGUCAUUUCAUGUGAAAUUUGUGAAUUGUGUUUUUAAUAUCAUGAAAAAUCAUCGUUAGGAAUUUUGGUCCAUUUCACUAACAUGGAAAAACUCCUCACAGGAGCUUUAAAAAAAAUAAAAAUACAUACAAAAUGUGGAUAAUAUGUAAUAUGUUGUAUGUUUCUUACAAGAAAGUGGUUUUUAAAAUGGGCAGAAAUGAUUUCAACAACUGAACCAGUUAAACACUUAAUCUUGACACUGAAAUAAACUUUUAGAAACUGUGAAAGUGAACUUUGUUUUGCACAGAUUUUUGAGAUGUUAGCUCGACUUUUAGUUCGUCUUGGACAGAAGAUAUUCUCUGAAAAAGUUUAAUAAAAAGUUUUGAAAAAUAAAGAAAGUUGUUUUGAUAAUUGUUGUGAAG